CGUCACACCACACAAGAGAUCACUACUUUCUAGAAAACACACACACACACACUCACACACGCGCGCGCGCGUUACAGAUCACCGGACUCAUCAUUGAGAGAAUAUGCCUUAUUCAGAAGCAAGAGCAACAUGUCAGAGCAGCAUAUGGACGACACAGCAGCUCUUGCACUGAAAAACCCCAGAACAUCAAACAUCCAACAUACAGCGGGAUGCAGUCCAGGUGUUACCAUCAACCCGCUGGCCUGGGCCAAGAUGGACCUGACCACCAUGACCUGCAGAUGAAGGUCGACUUCUUUCGUAAGCUGGGAUACUCUCCACAAGAGGUGAAGGCCGCCCUGAGGAAGCUCGGCCUGGGGACGGACACUAACGCGGUGCUGGGGGAGCUGGUGCGUUCAGGGGCCAAGGCUGUGCCCUCCUCUAGCUCUGACAGCGAUGAUGGUGGGUUCAGUUUGUCCCAUCGGGGAGGAAGCUCAUCUAGGACACAGGGCUCAACGCUGGAGGACACCUCUGAACCAGAAAGUGACCUGAAGCCUAUUGUUAUUGAUGGGAGCAACGUGGCCAUGAGUCAUGGGAACAAGGAAGUGUUUUCUUGCCGUGGGAUUGAGCUGGCAGUUAAUUACUUCCUUGACCGAGGACACAGAAAUAUCACUGUGUUUGUGCCUUCCUGGAGAAAAGAGCAGCCCAGGCCUGACGUACCUAUUUCAGAUCAGCAUAUUUUGGAAGAGCUGGAAAGGAAGAAGAUUCUUGUGUUUACACCUUCACGAAGGGUCGGAGGAAAGCGUGUAGUUUGCUAUGAUGAUCGCUUUAUUGUCAAAUUAGCUCAUGAUCUGGAUGGCAUUAUAGUGUCCAACGACACAUAUCGUGACCUGCAAAGUGAACGUCCGGAGUGGAAGCGUUGCAUUGAGGAGAGAUUGCUCAUGUACUCCUUUGUUAAUGACAAGUUCAUGCCACCCGAUGACCCUCUCGGCCGUCAUGGACCCAAUUUAGAUAAUUUUCUUCGUAAAAAAGCGAUGUUGCCUGACCACAAGCGACAACUCUGUCCAUAUGGAAAAAAGUGCACAUAUGGGAUCAAGUGUAAGUUCUACCACCCAGAGCGCACAAACCAGUCACAGCGUUCUCUAGCCGAUGAGCUUCGAGAGAAUGCCAGACUGUCUGGUUCAAAAGGGGAAAGCAGAGUAACUGGGCCACUAAGGGGCAUGUAUCAAAGAAAUGACCCUGGUUUUGGGUCCAACUCACCCUCCUUGGAGCAAGAACUGGAACAAAAGCUUAACUUGGAUCCCAAGAGCUCUGACAGCAGGGAUGUUAUGUUCCAGUACUGGGAUGACAUUUUGUCCACCAAAAAGCCCUUAAAUUCAACCACAGUGGAACAACGCAGUGCUUUGGUAGACAGAGCCAGUCUGCAAGCACCUUACCCAACAAACCCUUCAUCCAUUUUCAGUUAUGACUCAGGGCUUGGAUCCUACCAAAGCCAGUUUUCAGACCCAUCCCAGAGCAUUGAUGAUUUACACAGGAUGAGAUCCAAUCAUCCACCAACGUCUGGUAACCCUGGUGUACCUACAGGUGGCCAGCACUACUAUGACAACAUGAGUUCUUUAUCUAACUAUCAGCCAAACUUUGGUGCCUACAACUCCCUUCCUGUGCCCAACACCGUCCAGCGGUACAGUCUUCCUGCUUACGGUGCCUGGUCUUACCCUUACUUCUUACCACAAGCAACCAGUUUACCUGAACCCUUACCCUGUCCUAGCUCACACAGGUCUCCUGAUGUCUACGGAAACCAGCAGCACUUAGCCAUGCCACAGUCAAAUGCUUUCCAGGAAGAAAGAGAGGAGGUCAGGAAGAAGCUUCAUGCGAUUUUUAACCCGCAUCAUGUAAACAAAGUUAUGGAAAUGUUCCCACAGCUGAAAGAUGCGCAGCAGCUGGCGGCAGAGAUUCUCAAACUCAAGUCCAGAGGAGAGUUCUUCUAAUUCGUGAAAUGAGCUCUACACUCUCAGAAAAAAAAAUUGCAAACAUUGUACCUUUGGGGGUACUUUUUUACCCUUAAAAAGUUUGUAGUAGUGCUUUAAAAGUACCCAAUUCACCUUUUAGGGGGAGAUAAGGUACAAACUUUUCGAAUUAGGGGUACAACAAUAGCUCCCUGAACUUUGUACCUUUUUACCCUUAAAAAUUUCUAAGUAGUAUUUCAAAGGUACCUAUUACUAAGAUGCACCUUCGAGGGGUAGAUGAGGUACAAUCUUGUCCUUUUAAGGGUGCUGCCCCAUUGACACGGUGUUGUACCUCUAAAGCAAUGCAAUUGUAUUUUAUUUUUCUUUCCUUUUGUAGCUCUUUUCUGUCUUGUGCUCUUUAAAGUCUCAGAAACCUGAAUGACUUAUCACAUAGUACAUGUGGUAACUAUGUAUGACUGCAAAGUCAAUUGUGUGUCAAGUUGUUUUUUAAGGGGUUGAUGCACAUUGCAUCAAUGGUUGCUCCUAACGUGUAGCAAACUGUACAGUACCUUGGCUCGAAGACUAAAGAUUUGGUUUUGGACAGAAGCUUAAAUGUAAUUUUGAGUGUUCAAAUUAUAGUUGUAAUUGCUGUCAUUAAGGAACCACCCUGUUUUCAAUGUUCAGAGUAAUUUUCUAGUUAGUGCGUCUGCUGCUAAUUGUUCAUUCAAAUCCGCUCCACCACAGAAUGACUUCAAAUAGUAGAAGGCGUGAUUCCUUGUGUCUUGCAGUCUUUUUGUUGUAUUUCUUUGUUUCAAUUAUUGUGGGUGGCAAUACAAAUGUUUU
This is a messenger RNA of Carassius auratus (goldfish), 2765 nucleotides long. Its product is annotated as endoribonuclease ZC3H12A-like. Gene Ontology annotation, cellular component: cytoplasmic ribonucleoprotein granule; nucleus. The transcript has 6 exons. NCBI's taxonomy places the organism in Eukaryota, Metazoa, Chordata, Actinopteri, Cypriniformes, Cyprinidae. Gene Ontology annotation, molecular function: RNA endonuclease activity; mRNA binding; metal ion binding. Bases 210 to 1964 code for a protein of 584 amino acids. The record is from RefSeq and is a predicted model, not a curated record. Gene Ontology annotation, biological process: 3'-UTR-mediated mRNA destabilization.